Astrephomene gubernaculifera is the source of this 1825-nucleotide messenger RNA. NCBI's taxonomy places the organism in Eukaryota, Viridiplantae, Chlorophyta, Chlorophyceae, Chlamydomonadales, Astrephomenaceae. The record is from the annotation of a GenBank genome assembly.
UCCGUCCGGACGCUCGGGUGGAGGACACAUAGCAUGAUCAUGAAUAGUUGGCCCAUAGGCUGCGUUCGUUGUGUCGCUCCACAUUUUCAUUACGUGCGUUCUUUGAAACCCUGAAAACAACAAGCAUGGCACACGUGCUCAGGGGCAGCCAGCUUCAAGGCACUAACUGUCGCGCUCGUGAAGUGUCUGCUUUUCACGCAACGUUUCGGAAUGUGGUAGUUCCUCACACGACUAGAUCAUCCGUGCCCACCGUGCACCUUUCACCGAGACCAGCCCCUUCUGCUCGUCGCUCGACACUUCAUGCGGCAUCGACUGUAGAGGCACAUACAUCUAGCGACAAGAACGCACCUAUGGCGGUAUCACAGAUCGGCCUUGUUGGCCUUGCGGUCAUGGGACAGAACAUGGCGCUAAACGUUGCCGAGAAGGGCUUCCCCAUCUCGGUCUACAACCGCACCUACGAAAAGACUGAGGCGGCAGUAAAACGUGCCCAGAAAGAGGGUCUCGGUGACAAGCUCCGAGGCUAUGAGACAGUGAAAGACUUCGUUGCCAGCUUGCAAAGGCCAAGGCGUGUCAUCAUCCUCGUCAAGGCUGGCUCCGCGGUUGACCAAACCAUCGAUGCUCUCUGCGAGCACAUGGAGCCCGGUGACAUUAUCAUCGAUGGCGGCAACGAGUGGUACGAGAACACGGAGCGGCGCAUGGCCCGUGUGGCCCAGAAGGGGCUGCUGUACAUGGGCAUGGGCGUGUCGGGCGGAGAGGAGGGCGCGCGCAGGGGCCCCUCCAUGAUGCCCGGCGGCAGUCCCGAGGCCUACUCGCACAUCCAGCCCAUCGUGGAGAAGGUGGCGGCGCAGGUUGACGACGGCCCCUGCGUGAUGUACAUCGGCGGGGGCGGGGCGGGCAACUUCGUCAAGAUGGUGCACAACGGCAUCGAGUACGGAGACAUGCAGCUCAUCAGCGAGGCGUACGACGUGUUGAAGACGCUGGGCGGGCUAGACAACGAGGAGCUGGCGGCGGUGUUCAGGGAGUGGAACCAGGGCGAGCUCAAGUCCUUCCUGGUUGAGAUCAGCUCGCUCAUCCUGAACAAGCGGGACGACCAGCCCGGCGCGGCGGGCUACCUGGUGGACAAGAUCGUGGACCAGACGGGGGCCAAGGGAACGGGCAAGUGGACGGUGCAGCAGGCUGCGGAGCUGGCGGUUGCUGCCCCCACCAUGGCCUCCGCGCUGGACGCCAGGUACAUGAGCGCACUCAAGGGGGAGCGGGUGGAGGCGGCGAAGGUGUUUUCCUCCUGCGUGUCGCCCGCCCCCGUGCCCGCCGCUGACAAGGCCCAGCUGGUGGCCGACGUGCGCGCCGCGCUGUACGCCUCCAAGAUCUGCUCCUACGCGCAGGGCAUGAACGUGAUCAAGGCCAAGUCGCAGGAGCAGCGCUGGGACAUUGACCUGGGGGGCCUGGCGCGCAUCUGGAAGGGCGGCUGCAUCAUCCGCGCCCAGUUCCUGGACCGCAUCCGCGCCGCCUACUCGCGCAACCCGCAGCUGCCCUCACUGCUGGUGGACCCGGACUUCGCGACCGAGCUGGCGGCGGCGGAGGGCGCGUGGCGGCGGGUGGCGGCGCUGGCGGUGUCGCGGGGGGUGCCGCUGCCCGCCAUGACGGCCUCGCUGUCGUACUUUGACACAUACCGCAGGGACCGGCUGCCCGCCAACUUGGUUCAGGCCCAGCGCGACUUCUUCGGCAGUCACACCUACCAGCGGGUGGACCGGGAGGGGUGGUUCCACACGGUGUGGGACGAGAGCUUCGGGUCCGCCGACUCCAUCACCACCAGCGGAUACGUGGU